AGUGCAGACAGCCCAUAGCAGCCAGCUGGUAUGAACCACUUAGCCAGUGGUUAACAUUUCUUAUUUUUUCAUAGGAACAUAUUAACCGCCAUUUACAUCCACACCCUCUUUGACAGGUAUAGUUCAUUUUCAUUUAUAUAGGUAUGGCGGUUAUACGCUUUGACAGUAUUUUGUCGGCGUAGCUAGCAAGGUAGCUAGUUAGGUGAAGUUGAUAGCACUGAAUAUCAUCAACGCUAGCUAGCUAAGUUACAGCGGAUUCUUACAAGCUGGAAUCAAACAACCUCACCGUCAGCCAUGGGAAUACUGUUUACAAAGCUAUGGAGGCUUUUUAAUCACCAAGAGCACAAAGUAAUUAUUGUGGGCCUGGACAAUGCAGGAAAGACUACAAUUCUUUACCAAUUUUCAAUGAAUGAGGUAGUACACACGUCCCCUACAAUUGGGAGCAACGUGGAGGAGAUCGUCGUCAAUAACACCCAUUUCCUCAUGUGGGACAUUGGGGGUCAGGAGUCUCUUAGGUCAUCGUGGAAUACAUAUUACACAAACACCGAGUUUGUAAUUGUGGUGGUUGACAGCACAGACCGGGAAAGAAUCUCUGUGACUAAAGAAGAACUCUACAAAAUGCUAGCACAUGAAGACUUAAGAAAGGCAGGGCUGUUGAUUUUUGCCAACAAACAGGAUGUAAAAGGCUGCAUGUCUGUGGCUGAGAUCUCCCAGAGCCUCCAACUUACCUCCGUCAAAGACCACCAGUGGCACAUCCAGGCCUGUUGCGCCCUCACAGGAGAGGGGUUGUGCCAGGGUCUUGAGUGGAUGAUGUCACGGCUGCGUGUGAGAUGAUGACCUUGAUGACUUUGUUUAGGACUGCACUUUGUUUUUGUUUUUUUUUCCCCCUGCCUCUUGACAUAAGAAUGGAGGUGAGGUCAGGUGAUGGACGGCCCUCUCCUCUUCAUUCUUUCACGUACAGCUGGUAUGGGCAGACCGCUGGCAGGACAUAUUCUUUUGUGAUAAUUUAUUUUAAAGAGACAUUUGAACU
This is a messenger RNA of Melanotaenia boesemani (Boeseman's rainbowfish), 1030 nucleotides long. It is a transcript of the gene arl5a, whose product is annotated as ADP-ribosylation factor-like 5A. Gene Ontology annotation, biological process: vesicle-mediated transport; protein localization to Golgi membrane; intracellular protein transport. The transcript is spliced from 6 exons. The record is from RefSeq and is a predicted model, not a curated record. Bases 295 to 834 code for a protein of 179 amino acids. Gene Ontology annotation, cellular component: trans-Golgi network; cytoplasm. NCBI's taxonomy places the organism in Eukaryota, Metazoa, Chordata, Actinopteri, Atheriniformes, Melanotaeniidae. Gene Ontology annotation, molecular function: GTPase activity; GTP binding.